CCCUAGCAUACAUUGUGAACGUGUAACCGACGGCAGCCAGUCGCCUCUGCCGUCAAAUAAAUAAUAAUAAAAGUGAAUUAACAGUGCAACCAUGGCUAAAAUAUUGGUGUUGUUAUGUUUAGUGGCCGUAGCAAGUGCCAACUCGUACUCAGCGUCGAGAUUACUAAAGAACAUUUACAGCGAAUGUUUGAGCCAAUAUUCGGUGGAAUGUGUGAAACCAAGGACCCUGCAGUGGAUUUCUUCUGUAGCCAACAAUGACGAGAUCAAGAUCACUGAAGACCUUACUAUCGUGAAGACUGGAACAAUUGAGGAUGAUGAACCAGUUGACCCCAGACUGGCCAAAGAUCCCGCGUACGAGGUCUUCGACAAAGUCGAUCGAUUCCUUCAGACCCACUCUCUGAAAGUGAAAGUUCCUGAGGAAAUUACGAAGAGUGCCGCCUCCGAAUAUGUACCCAGAUCUCUUCUUACUGACUUGCCGUCUGAAUUGGAUAUGCCUUUGGAUGGAGAAAGCGAAGUUGAUACUUUCGAGGGCAGGAAGAAGAAGAUCAAGCUCCCCAAGCCUUUGAGGAUCAAGAGCAAGCACGGUUUCAUCAAGAAGGUGUUGCUGCCCUUCCUCCUCGGUCUGAAAUUCAAGGCUUCAGUCCUGGUUCCUCUGGCGCUUGCCAUGAUCGCGCUCAAGACUUGGAAGGCCCUUACCCUUGGUCUCAUCUCCCUUGUUCUGUCUGGUGCCAUGGUCAUCUUCAAAUUCACAAAACCCAAGGUCGUGAACUAUGAAGUCAUCCACUACCCACAACACCACGUUGAGCACCACGUGGACCAUCAUGCUCCAGGAUGGGACGCCCAUGGUCCUUACCAGGCGAGGUCCUACGAAGACGCCCACGAAAUCGCAUACUCCGCACAAAUAUAAAAAGAAACAAAAAAAAAUAGCUUUAAAACGACGGACCUCUGACUAAUUUAUUUAAAUUAUUUAUUUAUUUUUAUCUGUAAAUAAAACUGUAUAAAAUAAGUUUCAAAUUUUACCGGAUGUUUUUUUACCUUAAAACGACAACUCCUUCAUUAGCCAACUUUCUUACUUCCUUAUUUUCAUCCACAGAAUUAUUCAUAGAAGUUGUUUCAUUACGUUUUUUAUUACCAAAAGUUUCAUAAUUCACGUUCUUUAAUGCAUAGCUGUUUUCACUCAGACCAAUCUCAUUGAAAUCAAUUUCUGAUACUCUGUCAUUAAUUGUAUUUUUAACACGUACCAUUUUGGUGACAGGAAGCUUGUCGCCAAUUUCACCGCUUUCCAAAUGUCCAAAUAUGAAAUUAAAAUUGUUUUCACUACCUUUAUUAUCAUUGACGCCGAGUACUAGGGGAUCGUUGACCAUGUUAAGUGUAAAUUUUUCAGGAUCUACAUUUUCAAUGUCGUAAUCCGGCUGCUUGAUCACUUUCUUCUUUGUAUUGGUUACGUGAAUGAAUUUUUCUAUUUGUUUCAAAUGUAAAUUAGUAUUUUCCAGUCUCUCUUUUCUGCUUUCGUUUGAAUCAAAAUUCAUGACGACGCGUCGCAUGUCCGGUCUGUUUGGCAACAGCAUUUGAUCAGUAAAUGUCUUGUAUAUAUUAGACUUCUUUAAAGGAUUCAUUUUGUAAAUAUUAAGGAGUACGUUGAAGUUAUCCGCGUGUGCUCUUUUGAAUCUGUUUUGAUGUAAUUGUACAUUCUUUAUUACC
Molecule: messenger RNA, 1701 nt
Organism: Manduca sexta (tobacco hornworm)
Lineage: Eukaryota; Metazoa; Arthropoda; Insecta; Lepidoptera; Sphingidae
Gene: Osi18
Exons: 3
Coding region: 92-907 (271 amino acids)
Source: RefSeq, a predicted model, not a curated record